This is a messenger RNA of Gavialis gangeticus (Gharial), 3099 nucleotides long. RefSeq names its product Rho guanine nucleotide exchange factor 37 (gene ARHGEF37). Gene Ontology annotation, molecular function: protein binding; guanyl-nucleotide exchange factor activity. The transcript is spliced from 13 exons. The record is from RefSeq and is a predicted model, not a curated record. Lineage: Eukaryota; Metazoa; Chordata; Crocodylia; Gavialidae. The coding region runs from base 604 to 2691 and encodes 695 amino acids. Gene Ontology annotation, cellular component: cytoplasm.
UUGCUUUGACUGUGUUUGCCUGCGCAGGGAGAGCACAGCCUGACUUCUGUGCUGACUCCAUUGGACUGUCUCUCGCUGCUGCAGUCAUUCAGGGGGAGAAUGACAGUGACCGAGAAGAGCUGCGCCUGGCUCACGAGCACACAUGCAGCCGAGUGGGCUGGUCCCUCCUGCCCGGGCUGGCUGUGCCAAUGCAGCUGAGACACAGUAGUUUAUCAUUAACUCCCACAGAGGCAGCAGGAGACGCAACAGCAACAGCAGCACCCAGAGAAGUUCCCAGAGCAAAAUCCCUGAUUAAUCAGCAGCUUUGCCAAGAAUCCUGAAAAGAUAAAUCUUUUAUACAUCAUAUUGGAAUGUGGAGUAUCAUGUUAUCACCCGAAGAAUGACGCAAGCAUUAUCUCUACACUAGACUGAGACUGCACUGGACUGACACCAAAACUGGACUGUUGGACUUCUGGUUACUUCCAGUCUCGGCUAGAUGCAGAGUGGUCCCACUGAAUCAAAGAGCCUUCCCUCAGUGAAGUCUUGCCUAAACCUGCUGAGAUGACAUUUGGAGAGCUGCUCUAACCCUGCCCCCCUCCAUCUCCCUUAGAGCCUGCUGCUGACAUGGCAAGUUCUGGCAGUGAUGAGCCUCCAGCUACAGAGCCGGAGAUACCAGGGGCUGAAUGCUCCAUCUAUGAAGAGGUGAUAUGGCUUGAUAAAACAGAGCAGAACCAAAGACUGGCAGUGGAAGAACUGAUCAAGACAGAGGCCAGCUAUGUCCACAACAUCCAGCUGUGUGCAUCGGAUAUACGAGCCCACCUCCAGCAAAAGCAGCUGCCUGAUCUAGACCUGGAAGGGCUUUUCUCAAACAUUGAUGAUGUCCUGCAUGUCUCCAGAUGUUUCCUGAAAAGGCUAGAGGCUGCAGGCAGCCACACUGAGCAGCUGAACCAGAUCAGUGCCGUGUUUCAGGAGUUCAAGGAAAAGCUGGAGAGCGUCUAUAAGGUCUACUGUGCCAGCUACGAGCAGGCCCUGUUGCUUGUGGAAAGUUACAGGAAAGACCCACGGUUGCAGCAGGAGAUCCUAGACACCCUGAAUACAAUGGUACCUCACACUGGUGCUUCAGACCUGAGCUUCUUCCUGGUAAUGCCAGUCCAGCGGGUCACCAAGUAUGCGCUGUUGCUGCAGAAGAUCCUGGAGAACACAUCACCCAGUGAUGGCGCCUACCCUGCCCUGCAGAGCGCAACCAAUGCCAUGCUGGAGGUCAGCGCCAACAUCAAUGAGUACAAAAGGCGCAAAGAAGUAGCUUUCAAAUACAACAAGGCUGAGCAGCUGACGCUACGGGAGCGCUUCGCUCGGCUCAACACGCACUCCAUCGCCAAGAAGACCAUGCGUCUGAGCCGGCUCUUCAUGCAUGAAGCUGGCAUUGUGCCUAAGACAGAAGACAAAGAAUAUGAUGAUCUGGAAUUAAAAUUCCAGUGCCUGGCCUCCGGUGUGACCAUGCUGAAGGAGAACAUGGCCUCUUACUUGAACAAUUUAUUGGCAUUCCUCAUUUCCAAACCACAUGAAUGUGAGCUGGAAAUUGAAGAGGGAGCUGUCCAGCAAUAUCGCCGCCUUGCAGGAAACCUGCACCUCACCAUCUUCCCAGAAUUUAGGAGACGGCUGAACCAGGUGGUCUACCAACCACUCUGCAGCCUGACAGAUGCUCUGAGAGGACCACAACAGCUGAUCAAGAAGCGCCUAGACAAGCUGCUUGACUAUGAGGAGAUCCAGGAGCGGAAGAGUGAGACAGGCAGCGUGACCUAUGAUGAGGAAGCUGCUAUGAACACGUACCUUGCCAUCAAUGCCCUGCUCAUGUCUGAGCUCCCCAGGUUCAAUCAGGUGGCCAUGCAGUUGGUGGGGCAGAUACUGCACUCGCUUGUAGCCCUUCAAAGGGAGUUGGCCAAGCAGGUGCUGGAAGAGACUACAAGGGAGUUGGCCCAGCUGCCACACAGCCACCUUCCCCUCCCUACUUUCUGGAAGAUGGUGGAAGACACAUUAUGCCAGUCUGGCACCCAGGUUCAUGCCUUCUGCCAGAAGUUUGAGACAGUCAUGCCAAGCCCUGUGGUACAGUCUCUGAGCCCUGAGGAGGAGCAGAGGGUCCUUUCACUUGUGAGCAAACACAGUCCAGACAAGCUCUACCAAGUGAUAAGCAACAUCAGUGGCAGCAAAGACCUGGACCUGACCUUGCAGAGGGGACAGAUUGUGGCUCUCUUGCAUGGCAUGGACACUAAGGGCAACACUAACAGAUGGCUGGUGGAUGCUGGAGGUCCCCGAGGAUACGUCCCUGCUGGAAAACUCCAACCCUAUCACCUGGUCCAAAGCCAAAAGCCCAGGAUGCAGACGCUGACCCCAGAUGACAGGGCUGAGAGAAGACGACACUCUUACACCUUUUCCGAAGCUCCCAGGCCUCCGGUUCCCAUUGUCACACCGGCUUCCCAGGUGGUCGCCGGUUUCUCGUUCGCAGCCAGGAGCCCCCAGGAGGUCAGCCUUCAGGCAGGGCAGCCGGUGGCAGUGCUGGAACCUCACGAUAAGAAAGGCAGUAAGGACUGGAGCCUGGUGGAAGUUAAUGGACAGAGGGGCUAUGUUCCUUCCAGUUACCUGGUGAUGGUCCCUCCAUGGGAGCCACUGGGGUGGAGCUUGCCUGCUUGGUCUCCACCAACUCAGCAAACAUAAAGGCAGUAGGGAUGCUCAGAUUCAGAACUGAGCUGUCCAUCCCCCUGCUGACCUGGCUCCCCCCAGCGAGGCUUGCCAUGCAGGGAGGGGACCCGGGGAGUGAAACGGCAGGGAUAGGGAAUGGCCCACAGGGCUGAAAUUCACCUAGGGGAAGGGAAGGACAAAAGCGGCUGCCACAGCAUUUUGCCCAGUGACUUCAUGAGCGUGAGUGUGUAUGGGUGGGUGUGAGGAUGUCUUAUAUGUUGUUGCCUAUGAGGGGCUGAGUGGGUGUGUGUGAUGUUGCAUUGUUGCGUGUGUCCUCAUGUUUUCUUAGAAGCCAUGAAGGGAUGUUAAGAAAUUGGAUAUUAGGAAAAACUUUCUCACUAGGAGGGUGGUGAAGCACUGGAACGGGUUACCCAGAGAGGUGGU